AGUCAAUCGCAGGGGCCGGGGGACGCGUGCGCAGUGCAGCCGCUCCGCUUCGCUCCGCUCCCGCUGCCUCUCCCUCUCCCUCCGGUGUCGAACCCGGGGGCAGCGCACGGGCGGCGGCCGUGGGCACGGGGCAGCGGACGGCGCUGCUCGACGGCGCGGAUGCCCGACCCGCUCCAGCCGUGCGGAUGCAGGGACGCUAACCGGGCUGCUUGGGUCACCUGCGGCCUGGGAGCAGCAGUGAGCAGCAGAAGAGCCCCUGGAGCACGACCCACCCACGGCCACCGUGUAUGAGGCUGGGACGCAGUACGCAGGACCUGCGUCCGCAGAGCCACCCCUUCCGAUGUCCCGGCAUGAGACUUCUCCGACAACGGUGCAACCCGCCAGCAACCACCGCCCCAACGCCUGCUGCUUCUGCUGGUGCUGCUGCUGCAGUUGCUCAUGGAACGAGGACCGGGAGCGAGCGUGGAGGGCGUCCCGGGAGACCAAACUGGAGACCAUCCCAAACUGUGAAGCGUGCUCCAAACCCACCACGGAGGAGGUGCGGGGCUGGGCGCAGUCCUUUGACAAGCUGAUGAAGAGCCCAGCUGGUCGCAACGUCUUCCGGGAGUUCUUGAGGACUGAGUACAGUGAGGAGAACAUGCUCUUCUGGCUGGCGUGCGAGGAGCUCAAAACCGAGUGCAACAAACACACCAUCGAUGAGAAGGCCAGGACCAUCUAUGAGGACUACAUCUCCAUCCUCUCGCCCAAGGAGGUGAGCCUGGACUCGCGGGUGCGGGAGGUGAUCAACAGGAAGAUGCAGGAGCCGUCCUCGCACACGUUCGACGACGCUCAGCUCCAGAUCUACACGCUGAUGCACAGAGACUCCUACCCUCGCUUCCUGAACUCUGCCAUAUACAAAUCGCUGCUCCAGAACGUCUCCCGUUCCUCCUCGGAGUCCUAAAGGCCGUGGGGGCAGCGGCGGGGACGCGGCACCAGGAGGGAGAGCGGUGGGGGGGGGGGG
This is a messenger RNA of Lagopus muta (rock ptarmigan), 1000 nucleotides long. It is a transcript of the gene RGS19, whose product is annotated as regulator of G protein signaling 19. Lineage: Eukaryota; Metazoa; Chordata; Aves; Galliformes; Phasianidae. The transcript has 6 exons. Bases 341 to 940 code for a protein of 199 amino acids. The record is from RefSeq and is a predicted model, not a curated record.